This is a messenger RNA of Toxoplasma gondii ME49, 983 nucleotides long. RefSeq lists its product as hypothetical. The transcript has 2 exons. Lineage: Eukaryota; Apicomplexa; Conoidasida; Eucoccidiorida; Sarcocystidae. Bases 591 to 983 code for a protein of 130 amino acids. The record is from RefSeq and is a predicted model, not a curated record.
AAAAGAUGCAGCCUAUGUCGAUAUUCCCUCAACCCAAGACCAUAACGCCAAAGAAAGCGUGUCAGGGCCUCAGAAAUGAGACGUACAUCGGCUAAGCUUCCGCCAAAAGAAGAGACUCCCACUUUCAACACGGCUUCAUUUUUUCAUUUCCCUCCUCACAUCGACACGACAGAGGCCUAGACGUUUUGGGUUCCUGCGCGUCUCGCCCGCUGAUAUACAUGUCUUUGUCUUUAUUCCUACAGGUACUAAACUCUGUGGUGGGACAGGUGCCUGUGUGGCCUGUCACAAAACUACACGAACAUUCGAACGGUGGAAUGUCCUUGACUUUGGAUGUAUGGAUUUGUGACGGCGACUCUCCCGUCUUCGUAAAACUGUGGAAAGUGAAGAUCUCAACACCGACGAAUAUGCGUUGGCGAUGACGUGCGUGUGGAGACAUGAACAAAAGCAAGAGAGAUCAGAAGUCCACACAAAGUCGGCGUCUGGCCUCUUUCGCCCUGAAAUCCCGUGCAGAGACGAUCAGUGUCGAAACGAGAGAGAGGAAUAACACGAUGGGGGACGACACAUCGAAGGGGCUAGGACGGAACUGAGGGAUGUACACGUCACUCUGUGCGUCGUCUGCAUUGGCUAUUUUCUCGCGACUUUCCCCGUUUCGCUCGAGUUGUGCUUCGCUCCUCAGUCGUCACAGUGCUGGUCUUCGUUGCACUGAUUUACGCGGCGAUGAACGCCUCUCUGUUGAUUCGCUGCAUUCGCCGGGGUCGGCGGGAACGAGCAUGCAAGGAAGAACAGACUCUGCCCCCUCCUCUCUGGAUGUCACUAAAGGAUCAAGCCACCUUCCUCGCCGAGGCGCUUUGGAGCUGCGAGAGAAUGCACCACGAGUGCAUGUACUUGACGGAGGAAAUGUAGAGACCUCCUGUAAUUAUAGAUCUCUUCAUACAUGUCAACUGGUUGCUUCGUUGCUGCCAAUUCAUAUCGUCUUUACAUAA